CUUGGACGCUCUCGAGCCAGCAUGCUGUCUCCCUUCCCAUCUGCAUAUCAUUCUCUCAGUCUUCCCAAUCAGAAAUGAGCGACAAACAGUCCCUUCUCCCCACGCACAUCAACCACUCCACCUCCUCCCGCCUCUCAACACCCCGCAUCUCAUUCCCAUCUUCGUCCCAUUCUAGCAAAUCACUAUCCAGCUCCGAAUCACAAGAUACAAUACGCCCUGGAGUUGGAGGGAAAGCUCUAGAUCUAAGUGGCCGAAGCUUAGCGAGCGAAGGGGAAGAAGACGAUGAGGAAGUAGUCGGCGAAGGAUUACGGACAGGCAAAAGACCGGGCCUUCCGAAAGUAUCGCGCGAAUGUCUCAUAAGCGAGAUAAAAUGCUACGGCUCCUACAUGCUCCCCCCUUUCCUCAUCUUUGGCGUCCUCGCCAUCGGCCUCUGUCUCUUCUUUGUCGGUCUCAAGAGCGGAUGGUUCGAAUGACGACCCGCUUCGUCCCCUAAUUCUUACUGGAGAUGAGAUGCAUAUACAUCAGAU
This is a messenger RNA of Cryptococcus amylolentus CBS 6039, 527 nucleotides long. RefSeq lists its product as hypothetical. The record is from RefSeq and is a predicted model, not a curated record. Lineage: Eukaryota; Fungi; Basidiomycota; Tremellomycetes; Tremellales; Cryptococcaceae. The transcript has 2 exons. The coding region runs from base 75 to 473 and encodes 132 amino acids.